GCUGCUGCUGCUGCUGCUCCUGGCGCUCUCGCUCACGAUCCCUCUCACUGCAGACCCGCCGGCGCUCACCGGCCACCGCCCGUCUUCUCUCCCCUGCCCCUGCUCCCGCCCCCGCCCCCCGCCCCCGCGUUCGGGGCACGAUGUGGCUGCGGGGCUGUGCGGGGCUGCGGGAGGCGGCGCGGCUGGUCCUGCCCCUGGCCGGCGGGGCGGUGUCGGGGUCGGGGUCGGGGUCGGGGUCGGCGUCGGGGUCGGCGUCGGUGCGGCCCGGGACGGUCCGGACGCCGUGGCGGCCGCUGUCGGGGUCCCCGUCGGAGAUCCUGCAGGAGCUGGGCCAGGCCGGAGCGGGAGCCGGAGCGGGAGCCGGAGCGGGAGCCGGAGCCGGAGCCGGGCCGCCGGCCGGGGCCCCGCCGCAGAGCCCCCCCCAGGACGGGCCCGCGGGACCCGCAGGAGCCGCCGCCGCCGCCGAAGGGAAGGACCCGCCGCCACCGGACAGUAAGAUAAAGCAGGGUCUUCUCCCCAGUCUGGAGGAUUUGCUGUUCUAUACCAUUGCAGAAGGGCAAGAGAAAAUACCCGUCCACAAAUUCAUCACGGCGCUCAAAUCUACGGGCUUGCGCACCUCCGAUCCCCGGCUGAAGGAGUGCAUGGACAUGCUACGAUUAACUCUCCAGACCACCUCGGAUGGCGUCAUGCUGGACAAGGAUCUUUUUAAAAAGUGUGUACAAAGCAACAUUGUGUUGCUGACUCAAGCCUUCAGAAGGAAGUUUGUCAUUCCAGACUUUAUGUCUUUCACCUCUCACAUCGACGAGCUGUAUGAAAGCGCGAAGAAGCAGUCGGGAGGAAAGGUGGCCGACUAUAUCCCUCAACUGGCCAAGUUCAGCCCUGACUUGUGGGGAGUGUCGGUUUGUACGGUGGAUGGACAGAGGCACUCGAUCGGAGACACCAAGGUGCCAUUUUGCCUGCAGUCCUGCGUGAAGCCCCUGAAAUACGCCAUUUCCGUGAAUGACCUGGGAACGGAGUACGUGCACCGUUACGUGGGCAAAGAGCCAAGUGGACUGCGUUUUAACAAGCUGUUCCUGAACGAAGACGACAGACCGCACAACCCAAUGGUGAACGCCGGAGCCAUUGUCAUCACGUCACUGAUCAAGCAAGGAGUAAACAACGCGGAGAAAUUUGACUAUGUGAUGCAGUUUCUGAACAAGAUGGCGGGGAACGAGUACGUUGGAUUCAGCAAUGCCACGUUUCAGUCUGAAAGAGAAAGUGGGGACCGAAAUUUUGCCAUCGGAUAUUAUCUGAAGGAAAAAAAGUGUUUUCCCGAAGGCACGGACAUGGUCGGCAUAUUAGACUUCUACUUCCAGCUAUGCUCCAUCGAGGUGACCUGCGAGUCCGCCAGCGUGAUGGCCGCCACCCUGGCCAACGGCGGCUUCUGCCCCAUCACCGGCGAGCGGGUGCUGAGCCCCGAGGCCGUCCGCAACACGCUGAGCCUCAUGCACUCCUGCGGCAUGUACGACUUCUCCGGGCAGUUCGCUUUCCACGUGGGGCUCCCCGCCAAGUCUGGCGUGGCCGGCGGCAUCCUUCUGGUGGUCCCCAACGUCAUGGGCAUGAUGUGCUGGUCCCCUCCCCUGGACAAGAUGGGCAACAGCGUCAAGGGAAUCCACUUCUGUCACGAUCUGGUGUCCUUGUGCAAUUUCCACAACUAUGAUAAUUUGAGACACUUUGCCAAAAAACUCGAUCCUCGCAGAGAAGGUGGAGAUCAGAGGGUGAAGUCCGUCAUCAACCUGCUGUUCGCCGCCUACACGGGAGACGUGUCCGCCCUGCGCAGGUUCGCCCUGUCGGCCAUGGACAUGGAACAGCGUGACUAUGACUCCCGCACCGCCCUCCACGUCGCCGCCGCUGAAGGGCACGUGGAGGUCGUCAAGUUCCUGCUGGAGGCCUGCAAGGUCAACCCUUUCCCCAAGGACAGGUGGAACAACACGCCGAUGGACGAGGCGCUGCACUUUGGCCACCACGACGUGUUCAAGAUCCUGCAGGAAUACCAGGUCCAGUACACGCCGCCCGGAGACGCCGGCCACGACGGCGCCCAGGGCAGCCAGACGGCGCACAAGAACCUGGACGGGCUGUUGUAGCCGCCCCCGGCCCUCCCCGCCCC
Molecule: messenger RNA, 2146 nt
Organism: Ornithorhynchus anatinus (platypus)
Lineage: Eukaryota; Metazoa; Chordata; Mammalia; Monotremata; Ornithorhynchidae
Gene: GLS
Product: glutaminase
Exons: 18
Coding region: 141-2123 (660 amino acids)
Biological process (GO): L-glutamine catabolic process
Molecular function (GO): protein binding; glutaminase activity
Source: RefSeq, a predicted model, not a curated record